GAGUAGGAGGAGGCGGGGAGUUUGUGGACAUAGAACGUGCUGUUUGCUUGUAUUCAGGCAGAGCAAGUUAGCAAGGCUGACGUUAACGUCUGUGUGGGCUGAGCACCUAACACCCAUGCUCGGGGAGCGCUGCGAUGGGCUCUCUCAAAACAGACAACUUCUGCGCCUGGUCGCUAGGAAUAAGUUGAACCCCUGGGCAGAGGAAACUAUAUUUGUUAGAAAUGCACACUUCAUGAUGGGCGACCAAAAAAGACGAAGAAGUUGAUCUCAAGUAAACGCAAGUGGCUCCGUCGCUGAAAAGAAGGCUGUCUGUUAAGAGUCUUUUUGGACUUAUUGUGAGUUAUAAAGCAAAAUGGAACCUGAAGACUGUAAAAUAUCCAUUUGGGUCUGUAGAGAAGAGAAACUUGUCUCGGGACUGUCACGACGCACUAUCUGUGCCGAUGUUGUCAAGGUGUUAUUGGAAGACCAAAACCUGCAGCAAGGUGCUUCUGCUGCCAUGCUGUCCGGUUCCCCUCAGUCAUACUGCGUUGUGGAGAAAUGGAGGGGUUUCGAGAGGACCUUACCAAACAAAACCAAAAUCCUUCGUCUCUGGAAUGCCUGGGGAGACGAGCAGGAAAAUGUGCGGUUUGUGUUGGUUAAGAACGAGGCAUCUUUACCGAACAACGGGCCGAGGAGCGCUGAGGCGCGCGUAGUUCCCAGUAAAGAGAGUCCGUGCGCUUUCAAAGGGACUGGGAAAGCCACGAUGGCUUUUACACAAGAGAAACAGCGGCGUAUCGUAAGAAAAGCUUUUAGAAAGUUGGAUAAAAUAAAUAAGAAGAGAGAAGAGGCUGUUUGUAAGGACAAGUCAUCUGUGGAGAAAAUGGAGACCUUAGUGCACCUUGUAAUUUCUCAAGAUCAUACGAUUCGUCAACAAAUCCAGCGAAUCAAAGAACUGGACGGUGAAAUCGAAAAGUGCGAGGCCAAAAUUCAUUUUGACAGAAUUAAAAGACACGGCAUCAAUUAUGUCCAGGACACAUAUAUGGUUGAUCAGAGUUCGGAGACGGAGUCGACUGACCAAGACAUGCCUUGUUCUUCGGAAACCAUUGCUGAGUUUGAGGAAUAUGCGACAAGGUGCGAGGAAGUUAUCAAGCUCCAGGAGGAACUUGCCGAACGAGAAGCGUUUCUGGAAAGUCUCACAGGUGAGAUUCAAGAAGAGCUAAAUCACCGAUGGAUGAAACGCCGACAAGAGGAGCUGUCCAAUAAGGACACAGAGAGUACUGCCGAAGAGUUGGCUAUCCGAGUUACAGCGGUCUCUCCCCAAACAGACGCUGCCGCCCCAGAGGUAGAACAUUUGUCAGAGAACGACGAACUAGAAGAGGAAAGGGUCAAAACGCAACUGGACACAAGUUUGUACAUUGGCCUGCGUUUGAACACUGAUUUGGAAACGAUUAAAAGCGACCUGGACAUGAGCCAGGAACAGUGGGAAGUGAAAGAGAGGGAACUGAUGGCUUUGCUGGAGAAAGUUGACUCGCUGGAUGUAGAUGAGGUUGAACCUGCAAAGGACAUCAAAGAAGACUCACCUGUGAUGGACUCCGAAAAGUUGCCCUCUAUAGAAAAAAACAGCGGAUGGGUUGAACAAGCUAGGGGGCUUUCAAAGAGCCGCAACACAAACGAUGAUGACUCAGACACAGGACUGAGCUCUAUGCACAGUCAGGACUCGGAUAACACACCUGUUUGCGAGUCUCUCGUGUAAGGGAUUGUAAUCUUGAGCGUGUCGUAUCUCAGGGAACUGUAUGUGUCUGAUAAUUCCAAAAGCAGUUUGAUUUUCUUUAUCAACAAACACGGCAUGCAAUUGUACUGUACAUGGAUAUGGUCGCCCCACAUACUGUAAAGUACAGUUCAGUCUUGUGAAAUAGGCUAGCUUGUACUCACCCAACAGUAGGUUAACUAAUUAUUCAGUGCAUUUAUUCAGAUCAUAUUGUAUCGUAAUUCUUCUUAAUCAAGUGUAAUUGAUAUGUAAAUACAUGUAGGUGAAUCUCUUGAACGUGUAACGUCCUCGUCCCACACAAAUUAUUUAUUAAAGGUUUUUAGUGCUAGGGUCAACACUGGCGACAUUGGCUAAAAGAAGAUGCUCAGCUAAAGUAAUGCCGUUUGAACUAUAAUUAACCACUUUAUCAUGUACGUUUAAUUAAAAUAUAUGAACUGAACUGCAUUCUACCAUUAACUUCGUGCUUUAGUCAAAGGCCAUCAAUUUUGUCUUUGCAAUAAAGUGUCUGGGAAAAGAGAGAAGUGAUCAAAGUUUUUCCGCAUAAUUUAAGAGGAAUGUCUAACGAAAAUGUCGUGUCAUGCAUGGCUGUAUUUAAUUACUCAUAGUUCAGACCUAGUGAUGUGGAAACUGAAGAAAAAGAAACACUGCAGUGUACAUUAAAUGGAUUUGAGGUAGACAACACUAAAUCUGAAUACGUCCUUAAGUUAAGCAACAGAAUAAAACUGACUUUUGCAUGAA
Clupea harengus (Atlantic herring) is the source of this 2485-nucleotide messenger RNA. It is a transcript of the gene rassf10a, whose product is annotated as Ras association domain family member 10a. Lineage: Eukaryota; Metazoa; Chordata; Actinopteri; Clupeiformes; Clupeidae. The record is from RefSeq and is a predicted model, not a curated record. Gene Ontology annotation, biological process: signal transduction.